Molecule: messenger RNA, 8083 nt
Organism: Petromyzon marinus (sea lamprey)
Lineage: Eukaryota; Metazoa; Chordata; Hyperoartia; Petromyzontiformes; Petromyzontidae
Source: RefSeq, a predicted model, not a curated record
GUGUCUGUGUGCGUGUGUCUUUGUGUGUGUGUGUGCGUGUGGCUGUGUGUGCCGUGCAGCGGUUAGCGCUGCACGGCACUACGAACCCCGCGAGCCCCGAGUUACAUUCCCGCUCACGCCGCUCAUUGCAGCGGCGAAUAUCUGAACCCGCCCCUCCAAGGUCAAAAAUACAUCAGCACCGCUGGGGAUACAAAGGUGGCCGGGCGUUGUACUAUCCGCCCCACCCACCCAUCGGUGCAACUCGCUCACCAGCACUUGCCCCAGCAGUCCGUUAAGGGCUAUACGGGUGACCUCUAUCUUUACGUUCGCAUCUUUGCAGAGUGCCUCCCCGUGUCCACGUGGGUGACCCCUUGAGACUGCCCUCAAUGCGUGGCGCUCUCGCCGCCUAACGCCUCGCGAGUUCGCUCUCCUCUGGCCGGAGUGAGGCUUGCGUGGUCGCCCCUUGGCUCAUUACCGGAGGGGAAACAGCAACAGCAGCAGCAGCAUCUCGGGUGUCCCUGACAGAUGCCUCCCUUCUGACCCCCACCCCUUCCUCCCUCCUCCUGCUCCUCCCCGUCGUUAUUUUGUUUGAAACCAUUCGCACAUCUGCCGCGCAGUCCUGGGCGGUGUGGCCUUGCGGCUUCCGCGACGCGCCGACCCAUUGCGUUAGCAGCAGCAGCAGCGCGGCCACAGCUCCCCGGCCCCGUGGCUCUCGGUCGUCUCGGAGCCUCCCCGGCCCCGUGGCUCUCGGUCGUCAGAACGCCGCCGUGCAGGCUCGGCUGUGACCCCCCACCCCCUCCCCGGGGGCGAGCCCCGCGGCGGGAUCGGGGCGAGAGCUCGGAGCGGGUGCGAGCGAGCGGCGGCCACACCCUCGCUCCGACGGGGCGGGGACGGGGAGAAUUCCCGCGUCCGCCGACAUCGCAGCCGCUGCUGGACCCAGGGACCUGCGCGGAUUCCUGGGCGCGCUCGGAAGCCCUGCGGGUUGGGCACGCCGGCAGGGGAGGAGACCGACCGUGAGUUUGGACGGCGGCGGGAUUGGAGCGGUGGGAUCGGGAUUUUUUUUGUUCGUCGGGUCGGCACCUCUCGGUCGGGCGGUGAGCGAGACGCUGUGAGGAUCGGGCUCCGGUUCCGUCCUCGUGCCCGAUGCGGAUCGCCACCGCCGCCCGUCUCAGCGCCGGGGGUGGAGAGAGGUCCCGCGGAGGGCGGUGAACGCGAUCGAUCGACGCGCGGAUAAAAGAAAAUUAUCGGAAGCCAAGAGAUGUUGCAGAAGGGCCGGCCUCUGAAUUGAUGUUGCAUGUUCAGCCGCGAGUUCAAACUGGCGUUCAAGUGUAAAGCGGCCUGCCUGUGCACCCGCGAUCCGUGGCUGUGCCGAUUGGAGAACCAUAUAUAACGACCCUGACGAUCUCGGAGACCUGCGAGCGGCUUUGAGACCAAUCAAGAGACGACCAAGACGACCGGGAGCGUCUCUGGGCAGGGCAAGAGGCGACCUGGGUUUAAAUAAUCAUCCGGAACGGAGGCGAUCGUGACGUCUCGUCUGCCCGUAUGCUCUUCGGGAACUCGUCCUUGUGGCUUGUGGAGAACUCCGUCGUCGCAGUCACCGCCGCUCACGCUGCGCCCUUCAAGUAGAGCCGCCUCGAGGUGGCAACGCGCGCGUUGACGGCCGCGGUCGGACGCCUUCACGUGCCCGCACGCUUGGCCGUCCGUGCCGGGUUCUCUCUGACGAAGGCGACCGUGGGAAAAUAUUCAGAUUUUAAAAUUUUCCGAAAUUUCCGGCGAUCGGUUUUACGGGACCGCGUGCGACGACGUUCGUGACGCGUCGCGUGGGAAAACAUAUCUUCGAUUCCAACGAAAAGCGUCUCUUGGCCGUCCUGCGUCUUGAAGAGACAAAUAUCCCUGGUUUCUGGGCAGUCCGGCCCCGCGAUGCGCUCGUCCAGUUUCCCACGCGGCGCGACGUAGGCGCUUGGCUCGGCCGCGUCGUUGAGGCUGCGUGCGGACCCCGCAAUCGUCGCCGCGAGCGCAAAGUCCCCGCCCGGGCGACGGUCAUUGCCACCGCUCCGGCUCCAAAUGCUCCACCGGCCCAAGUACAGCCGCUUCCGUAACGACUCCGUGACCUCGGCGGACGAGCGGACGAGCGGCGGGGCCGCCCGCGACGGCCCCGCGCAGCUCGCCGCUUGCCCAGAGAUGGACGGCGGCGGCGGCGGCGCCGGCGCCUCCGCCGGCCCCGGUCCCGGGCCGUUACCGGGACACGGCGCCGCUCCCGCGACCGUGGCCGCUCCGGCCUCCUUCCCGGAUCGCUCGCCUCCGCCCAUCGCGGUCCACGCCGGCGGCGCCGCCAAAAGUUUCGACGGCGCCGUCGCCGACGACGAAGAAGAAGAAGACUCGGAAAGCUUCAGGGACAACGGCGACUACCUGACGCAGUGCAGCGACACGGACGAGGACGGCGAGGAGGCCGCCUGCGCCGCGGGCCAGCUCUGCGGCCUCCUGCCGCGCGUCAAGCUCCCCGGUCCGACCGCGCUCUCCGAGGCGGCGGCGGGCGGCCACGGCGGCGCGCCGGCGGGGGCCUCGCCGGGUGGGGGAGGGGAUGUGGGGGCGAGCGCGGGCCCCAGGGGGAACGAUGACGGAGCGACGCGACCCACGGACGCGGAUCCUCCGCCGUCAGACAUGGACCUCCGUGCCGCCCUGGCCUCCAGAGAGACGGAGGCCGCCGCGGUCGCCGCCACGGCUACGGCGCUGGGCGGGCGGCCCGGGCCCUACGGGGGCGACCCGGGGCCCGCGGGGACGGCGGCGAGCAAGGCCGCGGCCGGGUGGCCUCACCCCGUGGAGCGGAUCACCGGAGCCGGAGUGUCCUACCUCGUCAAGUAUCUGGGCUGCAUGGAGGUGCUGCAGUCCAUGCGGGCGUUGCCGUUCAGCACUCGCACUCAGCUGACCCGGGAGGUGAUCGCGCGUGUGAGCGAGGUGUGUCCCUCUACCAAACCCGGCCUCAAGAAGCGCAAGCCUGUGGACAAGGCCGUGGAGGAGGCCUUGGGGCCCACCAACCAGAGCUUCUCAGGCCGCAGCAUCACCCUCACCAUCAGCCUGGGCAACGUGAGCCUUACCACCGUGGACGGAAAGCAGAUCAUCGCCACCCAUCACAUGCAGUCCAUCUCGUUCGCGUCGGGAGGCGACAUGGACAUGGCCGACUACGUGGCGUACGUGGCCAAGGACCCGGUCAACCAGAGAGCGUGCCACGUGCUGGAGUGCGGGGAGGGCAUCGCCCAGCAGGUGAUCGGCACCAUCGGCCAGGCGUUCGAGCUGCGCUUCCGGCAGUUCCUGCAGAGCCCCGGCCCCAUGCGCACCGGCCACGACAGGGGCUCGGAGGACGAGCGGGACCCUCGGUGCAACUACUACAACAGCGUGCUGGGCAAGGAGCCUCCGGCAGGGGGCCUUCUCGACGCUCGCCUGCAGCUGAGUGUGAUGCACACGGAGGGGCUUCCCUUGCUCGAGAUUCCGGUCAGCUGCAGCCCGGGCAGGAGGAAAGGCGUGGGCCUCGUGUCGUGGGACCGCCCGACCAUCCCCGAGCCCCCGGCGGGCGAGCCUGGAGGCCGCUGCUACGUGAACACGAGGCUCGGCGGCGGGGCCGCGGCGGGGGACGCCGCCCAGCGGCGCCCGCUCGCCGCCACCGCCGCGUCCCCCCGCGACGCCUUCGACAUGCGGCCGUUCCACGACGCGCUGGCGCCGCCGCAGGGGGUCCCGGCGAGCGGCGGCAGCGUGGACGCCGCCCUGCGCGCCGAGGCCUGGUACCACGGCCCCAUCGCCCGCAAGGACGCCGAGACGCUGGUGCGGCGCGACGGGGAGUUCCUGGUGCGCGCCAGCACCAGCAGCCGCGGACAGUUCGUGCUCACGGGGUCGCAGGGAGGCCUGGCGCGGCACGUGCUGCUCGUGGACCCGACGGGCGUGGUCCGCACUAAGGAUCACCGCUUCGACAGCGUGAGCCACCUGAUCCGCUACCACCGUGACUUCCGACUGCCCAUCAUCUCGGCCGGCAGCGAGCUGUGCCUCGUGUGGCCCGUGGAGAGAAGGCAGCCGCUCCCAUAGCGCCCGCCCGCCAGCCAGCCCACCCACCCGCUUGUCCGCCCGCCAACCAGCCAGCCAGCCCACCCACCCACCCGCUUGUCCUCCCGCCCGCCUGCCAGCCAGACCAUCCACCCUCUCGUCAGCCAGCCCAUCCCCCUGCAAGCUCACCUGCCCGCCCACCUGCCCGCCCACCUGCCCACACACAUUCUCGCGGCCUUGCCUGUCUGGCCAAACACACGAGCACACCACACACACACACGCGCGUGCGCGCGCACAUCAACCGGCAAAUAUGGCCGUGCACAUUUCGAAGGGCCUCACAAAGGGGCCCUGUUUUUGUUGUUCACCGAUGAAUAAGGGAGGGGUGGGGGGAGCACUGAGUGGCAUCCCGUCCCAGGAUCCUCUGGGCAGCCCCGCUGGCAAGGGAUGAUGGCAGUCAAGACAGGCCACGCUGCAGCAUGCACAGUUGCGGGGCAGUCGCCGCUAGCGAGCGACAAUUAACGUCCACGCGGCACGCGAGAGGUGACGGCGUGGCCGAGGCCGUGCCACAGCCCCCCCGUUUGUCUUCCCAAUGCCGAUGUUUACACGCCACCACCAGCGGCGCCCUUUUUAAGGUCGAAUGGACCUGGGGGAGGUCCACCAGCGGUUCCGAUGUCGAUCACCACCGACGAACUCGGGCUACCAAUAUCAGGGAUAGCGCCCUGCUGUCGCUUAAAGGCCCCGCCUCUACCUUAAAGGCCCCGCCUCUACCUUAAAGGCCCCGCCUCUACCUUAAAGGCCCCGCCUCUACCUUAAAGCCCCGCUUCUACCUUAUAGGCCCCGCCUCUACCUUAAAGGCCCCGCCUCUACCUUAAAGGCCCCGCCUCGACCUUAAAAGCCCCGCCUCUACCUUAUAGGCCCCGCCUCUACCUUAAAGGCCCCGCCUCUACCUUAAUGGCCCCGCCUCAACCUUAAAGGCCCCGCCUCUACCUUAAUGGCCCCGCCUCUACCUUAAAGGCCCCACCUCUACCUUAUAGGCCCCGCCUCGACUUUAUAGGCCCCGCCUCGACCUUAAAGGCCCCGCCUCUACCUUAAAAGUCCCCGCAUCUUUCUGAAAGGUCCCACCUCUUUCGCCUGGCCUUUGAGCGACACCGAGCUUGGCUCCAUGCUUCAGAGUCGCCAUCUGCGACAUUGAUCGUGCGUGUCACAAAAUUGCAUUAUAAUUUAUAAAAAGGUCACUUGGACUUUCCGUCGCCAUAUAAAGUAGAUAACAUUGCGUCGAUUACAGGGACUCCUCUACUUAUGAACACUUAGGAACUUUCAGAGAUAUGAACAAACCUGUCCAUAUGUCCAGUUGCCUGUUCGGACCGAGGGUCGUAAGUUCAGCCGCCGCGGAAUAGAUGGCGGUGGUGGCAUCUACAUCUUCAGAACGUGAAGAACCGGGUGGGAUCUACAAGAGAUUAUGCAACUUUUAAAGACAUUCCCCGUCGUGUUUAGUGUACACGCCGUCCAACAUUUUUGGAAUCGACAAGAGUAAAGUUGGACUUACGAACAGACCUCUGGAACCUAACUCGUAAGUAGAGGAGUCCCUGUCGUCAUGGAAUUCGAUUCCGAGGCUCGCCCGUAUGUGCGUGGUGAAAAAAUAUAUCGUUUAAAAUGUAUGAAAAUUAUAUGCGAGCGCUAUGCUAACGCAACCCCGAGGCGAAUGGAGCAAAUCGAUUUGUACAUACGAGACGGAACGAAUGGGAAAACGAUGCAGACAGUACGGUGAAAAUUUCACGAAGAUUGUCGUUGCUUGAAUGAAAAUUGCGACCCUCAUCUAUUUAUCUCUAUCUAGAUUAGCUCAAGCCUCCCGUAAAUCACGUGGCUUGUGUGGCCACCCCCACUCUGAAUCGCCCCCCUCUCCUCCCCGCCCACUGUGAAAACAGACGCCGCUCGUCCGUGCAGAAGUGACACGGACCUUGUGUAGCCUCUUCCGAUCAUCUUUCCUGAUCCUUUCUUCCUAUGUCUCUGUUCCUUUUCCAUCCUUUUCCUCUUAUUUCCCAUUAUUUCAACUAUCUCUUCCCCUUGCCGUGAAUUUUCUCUCCUCGCAUGCAUUGCAUCAUCGACUCUACAGAGACAGAGUCGCUAGUCACGACAAUUUGUCUAAAUGCCAGAGUUUUUGUUUUCAUUCAUCCCUCGGGAUGUGGGCGUCACUGGCAAUCCAGAAAUUAUUGCCCAUCCCGAGUUGCACUGAGAAGGCGGCGGCGGUGGUGGUGGUGGUGAUGGAUCUCAGUCUUCUCCUUGAACUGUCCCAGCUGCCCUUGUGUCGAGAGGUGCCACUCCCACAAUGCCGCUUAUGCCCGGGAGCUACAGGAUUAUGACCGAGCGAUGAUGGAAAGGCCAUAAAUGUAAUUUCGUGACUCUCACAAAAGCAGCCGCACUAAGGACAGUAUUAUACACACGUUCUUCGCUUUAAAAUUCGGCCGAUUAUUAAUCAGCAGCAGCCAGCCUUUGGACUCAGAUAACAAGGGGGACAUGUCGUAAGAAGAGAGGGGAACCACAUCGGGAGAAGAAAAGCGGUGAGCGUAGAAUAAGUUUGCCACCUUUCCCACUCGACCAAACCCGCACGUGUUUCUCAGUCGGUACGAGGCCCAUCAACAACUGUGCAGGAUAACUGCAAUAAAGUUCAACACAAUACCGGUACCAGAUCUCAUUACAAAUCAAUUCCUUCCACCCGAACUCUCUCUGUGUGAGCCGUGACCUUUCUCAAAGACGUCAGCGAUCAUGGCCUUUCCUCCAUUUAUCUCUGUCCGUGAUGCUCAUCCAAGGACUUGGCAUUCGAUCCUCCCAGUUGCAUCCAAUUAUUCAAAUUGCUUAUGUAACUGAACUCGCCGUCUUUCCUGGCUUCUUGCAGGACCUCUGAUGUUAACCGUCAAACCCACAUUUACAUGAAUUCUCUUGUUCUCACAUUAAAUAUCCAACUUUGCCUUUCUAUCAUCAAUUUUUAUUUGCUAUUUUUGUACGUUGCUGCUAUCUGUAGUAUGGACACAGAUGCCAAUUCCAGAACUGUCCCCGGUCAAACCCGGACAGGUGGCAACCCUGUGAUAGAAGGACCAGGGGCAGGUGACCGAGGGCAGAACGAGAGAGGGGUGGUGGUGAACCGGUCUACGGAGGGUUGUGGAGUGGACGUGGGGAUGUUGACACAGGACACGAGCAGAGAAAGGGGGAUAAUGCCGUCAAGAAUGGCCAGCCCUGUAGACUGCAGUCGCGUGGCAGGGUCGGCAUCGGCCCUGGUGCAACCAAUUAAACUGCCCCCUGUCCAAUUUCUCCCUUCGUUCGCAGCCCGGUGCCUGGGACCCCUGCGGUGGCCCCGUGUGUCCAGGCGCAGUUGCACUGCCUGCACCCUCGAUAGCCACGCCAACUUCAGCAGCGCGAUGCCGCAUUCCCCUGCGGAGCCGCUCGCUGCCAGGGAGGCAAUCUGACGUUGUGCUUGGGCACGGUACUCACCUGCCACGACAGCCCCCCUCCUCGAUAUCCUCUCUCUCUGCCAUCAUAGGCCACCACCGCAACCCUCAUCACCGGGCACCCGAGACACAUUUACACCCUCGUCAAUCCGGAGCGGUCGGGAGUGGAAAUGUAAUAUUUAGCACCCAGACCAGACCUCGUUAUUUAAACCUCGAUACGAUGUGUUCCGGCUCAAAAGCACAAAACUCCUCGAGCCGCUAUUCUUUUGACACAAAAGAAUUACGUUACGAGAAACGGACCGCUCGCGAACGCGGUACUUUGAGUUUCCAGCUGGUUACGGCCACUGUGGCCAGCUAUGGGGCCAGCCCACAGCACUCGUAAGUGCCUUGGUUCUGUGAAUAUGAAAGAGAGAGGGAAAAAAUCCGAGACAAGCUUUUGUACAAAGGUUCGAAACGGUCAAUUUUUGGGGCUGUGUUGGAGGUCAAAUUCCCACCAGCCUGGGCCUCAGCUGGUCAUUGUGCUCGCCUUUAAAACCUGGAAUAGUAAACGUUUAAACUGGACAAUGAUCUUACACGGACAUGUAUGAAUUUCUUAAAUAAAAUCACUCGUGGAAUGUUUUGUGAACGCG